Molecule: messenger RNA, 340 nt
Organism: Staurois parvus
Lineage: Eukaryota; Metazoa; Chordata; Amphibia; Anura; Ranidae
Source: the annotation of a GenBank genome assembly
CAAACUGUGACAACUGACAGCUCUGCAGCCCCAGCAGUGCCACCUGUCAGUGUUCAUCAGUGCCAGCUCUCAGUGCUCAUCCAUGCCACCUGCCAGUGCCCAUCAGUGCCACAUCAAUGCCACGUAUCAGUGCCUACCAGUGCACAUCAAUGCCACAUAUCAGUGCCCAUCUGAGCUGCCUUUCGGUGUCACCCAUCAGUGCCAGUCAGUGUCAGCUAUCAAUGUCAAUCAGUGCCACCUAUCAGUGUGCAUCAGUGCCGCCUAUCAGUGCCCAUCACUGCUGCCUAUCAGUGCCUCCUAACAGUGCCAGUCAGUGCCAUAUAUGAGUGCUGCCUUUCAG